AUUUUCCAUCUUCUUCCAUUGCACUCAUUACGAUCCUUUGUUAAAACAUUUAUUGAAAAUACUUUAGCACACACAAAACAGAGAGCCGCCUGAUUUCCUUAUUCCGAAGAGGAUAUAGUUUAUAUUGAGCAAGAAUGACUCUUGAAGACACAUCAUCCAUCCUCUCUGCCGCAAACACUGCAUUUGUCGAUGAAGAUUACCAGGAAGCACUUUCCCUCUAUGCGCGCGCAAUAGAAACCUCUCCGUCUACUCCUGAUCUAUAUCUUAAGCGUGCGGCAUGCUACCAUCAACUGGAACAAUUUCGUGAAGCUGUGGAGGAUGCAAAAGCAGCUGCCAUGCUGGCCGGGGGGGAUCCUAAAGUUGUGGGAAAAGCUCACAUAAGGAGAGGCAUGGGUUUAUUGGAAUUGGGCAAUGCACAGGAAGCUUUGGAUGCUUUUCUGGAGGCGAGAAGGGUGACUGGGGACGCAGAUGGCGUCAAACGAUGGAUUGAGAAAUGUGAAAAAUUGGGUGCCGUAGUCCCAAAGCCAGUGUCAACCUCAGCUCCAGCUCCCUCCUCCAAUGUCGCGUCUACAUCGACUCCCGCUAGCAUUCCGCAACCUGCUUCGUUCCUACCACCUUCAAAAAUUCGCCAUGAAUGGUUUCAAAACGAAAACUUUGUUACCCUCACAGUUUUUGUCAAAAAUGCUAAAUCAGAAGAUGUUAAUCUUGUCUUGGUUGAGCGCGCACUUUCCUUAAGCGUAAAGCUUCCCAGCGGUGGGGACUACUCGUUGGAACUGGAUCCAUUGGCUCAUGAAAUUGUGCCAAGCGAAAGCAAGCACUCCAUUCUGAGUACAAAGAUUGAAAUCAAGCUCAAAAAGAAAGAUCUGGGUGUGAGAUGGGGCACAUUGGAAGGAGAGGAAAUUGGUCCAGUAACGACGGUUGCAGGGGCGAAUGCCCAGGAUAGGCCUGCGUAUCCAUCAUCCGCUAAGAAGAAACACGACUGGGAUGCGGUAGCCAAAUCUCUUGAACAAGAAAAGCCUGAAGGGGAACAAGCUUUGAAUGCGCUAUUCCAGCAAAUCUACCGGGAUUCGAGCGAGGAAGUGCGGCGUGCAAUGAUGAAGAGCUACAUUGAAAGUAAUGGUACAUGCUUGAGCACAAACUGGGAAGAAGUUGGAAAGAAGACGGUGGAAACUACGCCUCCUGAAGGCAUGAUAGCAAAAAAGUAUGAAGUGUAGAUCGGACUACCGUUAGGCAUUCGGGGUUGUUUUCUUUCGCCGGAUCUGUAAUAUAUAUUGGCGUGAAAUCCAGUGACAAUGUCGAAAUCAAUGGCCUGAGUGUCAAUUCAGCCAUCCA
Molecule: messenger RNA, 1332 nt
Organism: Spizellomyces punctatus DAOM BR117
Lineage: Eukaryota; Fungi; Chytridiomycota; Chytridiomycetes; Spizellomycetales; Spizellomycetaceae
Product: co-chaperone SGT1
Exons: 3
Coding region: 135-1214 (359 amino acids)
Biological process (GO): protein stabilization
Molecular function (GO): protein-folding chaperone binding
Source: RefSeq, a predicted model, not a curated record